CGCCGUUCUUCCACCUGGCAAGCGGCGUCGAGAUGGCUUGGCUCUCUUCCGGCGCGACCAACGACGAGCUGGCGCUGGCUCUGCGAGACCACGAUGUGAUCAAAUCCGAUAUGGUCCUGGCGGCGUUUCAAGCGGUGGACCGUGGCCUCUUUGUGCCCCGGACCAUGGUCGAACGCGCUUACAACGACUACCCGAUUCGCGUCGGCUCCAUGCACCUCAGCGCGCCACACAUUUAUGCGCAGGUGCUGGAAGCAUUCGAUCUCUUCCACGGACUUUCGUUCCUCAACCUUGGCUCGGGCAGCGGGUACUUUUCGUGCUUGGUCGGCUCUGUCAUUGGCAAGGAUGCAAUCAACCACGGGCUUGAGAUCGAUCCAACUGUCAUUGCCGCUUGCCAGCAAUCGUGUGCGACCUACGUAGCGCAGCGCUCGCCGCCAUCGAUGGCUUCACACGAUGCGAUCAUGCAAGCAGACAACGAUGACAACAACCGCGAGGAGACUGGCGCGCCAGAAGAGUCGAGUGACGACUACAGCGUGCCCCAUGUUGUGCAAGGCAGCAUCUACACGAUGGAGUGCGCCGCCAACGUCAAGUACGACCGCAUCUACGUCGGCGCCGGUGCCCCCGAGAGCCUCAUCGCGACGAUCCACGCGUUGCUCAAGCCGAUGGGGAUUGCGAUCGGUCCGUUUGGCGACAAGCUGCUCAAGAUCCGGUCGCGCGAGGACGGCUCGUGCACCAAGAUGGUGUUGACUGGCGUGCACUUUGCGCCGCUGCGGGACGACAACAACACGUCUGCCAAAGUCUGCUACUUUCCGCCGCAAGUGUGGACGCUGCAGCUGCACGCAACGUACCCCCGGGCUUUUCGAGAGGCCGUCGCAGCGCUGUAUCCAGCACAAGAUCGACUUCCGGCGAUGGUGUGGUUGCGGCUCUUCGAAAUGCUGCCGCAAACAUGGUUUGCACCGGAGCGUAGUGCGACAGAGAAGCUGCGAUUCCUCCUCGAGCUGGAGACUUCGGCACGGGAAGAAGCCGAAACACGCGCUGUGAAAGCAGAAGCCGAGCGUGACCAGUACCGACUGGUCAUGUGGCGCCAGCAAAACCAGAUCCAGGCUCUUUUGGCGCAAGUGCAAGCACAGGCGUCCCGCCCAAGCACGGACGAUGAGGACGAUGCAAUGGUGUCGGCCGACCACGUGGAGUGAGCUGUCGAGCUAAGUUGAUGAAUAUUGUCUUGUUUGUAUGUUUGUA
Saprolegnia diclina VS20 is the source of this 1236-nucleotide messenger RNA. RefSeq lists its product as hypothetical. Gene Ontology annotation, molecular function: protein-L-isoaspartate (D-aspartate) O-methyltransferase activity. Bases 33 to 1190 code for a protein of 385 amino acids. Gene Ontology annotation, cellular component: cytoplasm. The transcript is spliced from 10 exons. NCBI's taxonomy places the organism in Eukaryota, Oomycota, Saprolegniomycetes, Saprolegniales, Saprolegniaceae. The record is from RefSeq and is a predicted model, not a curated record. Gene Ontology annotation, biological process: protein modification process.